This is a messenger RNA of Danaus plexippus (monarch butterfly), 1412 nucleotides long. RefSeq lists its product as uncharacterized. The record is from RefSeq and is a predicted model, not a curated record. Bases 230 to 679 code for a protein of 149 amino acids. The transcript has 2 exons. Lineage: Eukaryota; Metazoa; Arthropoda; Insecta; Lepidoptera; Nymphalidae.
AUUCUGACAGUUGACAAAAACCGCGCAAUGUGGUCAUUAUUUCAUUAGUCAUUACUCAAUAAAUAAUCAUUAUUAAUAACUUUCCAUGUAAGCUCUAUGUAGACAAUUCAUCAUUGGUUAAUUAAAUCUUACUUCCCUUCACACCGCUUGAAUUUGAUCAUUGUGACGGUACACUUGCCUUGUUAAUUGUUUAGUCAAAUUAGCUCUUUCCGUGAGUUAGAAAUUGAACAUGCCAGCUAGCAGCAUUAAUUUGUACCAUAUGCAAGACGCCAAGAAUAAUUUCAACACAAUGCAACUAGCUCCAGUUUGCGCUGACGCUGAUGUAUUAAUGGGCCAAUGCCAGAAUUAUCACGUAUCAACUAAUUGUUAUUACGGUUUUCAUGGUCAGAAAAGCGUUGAAAAUAUGCAAGAUAAUUAUGAUUGCGAAAUGACUGAAGUGGAUUCUAAAACUUCGAAUGCCACAACAGCGUCACGGCAAAACAACUCAAGAAAAAGAAGUGCAGAGGAUUCCGAAUAUCCGCAAACAAAACGCCUGCGUGAAGAAGUACAAACAAAGAAAUGUAGAAAACCUGAGACAAUCGAGAUAGAGAAAUCAGAGAAAAGUUCGGAAGACUUGAUGGAAAAUCUUUAUUGGAAUUUGCACGGUGGAAGUUACUUUCAUCUGUUACAGUGUUUGUGAAUCAUGAGAUGAUCGGAAUAUAGAGACUCUAAUGAACUUUGAUGUGAAAAUGUUUAUGAAGAUUUAUUAACAAUUAUCUAGAUAUAUAAGGAAUUUUCAAAAUAAAAAUAAAAAUAAAAUAGGAAACGGGUGGGAUUUUUAUUUCAAAAGAAAGACAAAUAUUUGCUCUAUAUAUUUUAUUUAUUUUCAAUAAAUAUUACAGAAAGGAAACUAUGUAAAUAUUGACAGUCAAUGAAAAGUAUUAAAGAAUUUUACAAUAUUAGAUACAUUGAGUUGGAAAAGACCAUGACGACUUACUCCUUGACCCUACUCUGAAAAAGGAAAAGGAAAUUAAUUACUAUUUAUUUUGUUUUUCUGUUACAGAUGCAGUUGAGAAGAUUUAAUAUAUAUUUUUUUCCAGGCUCGCUCAAACAACGUGUCAAACAUAGUUUGAUGUUUGAGUGUUUGCUUCUAUUUAGACAUCAUAUUAAACUUCACCUUUCUGCUUUUCAGAUGUUUCUUCCAUAUGCAGCCUUGUUGGCACACGGUCAAGCCCGAACCACUCAGCUUCGGCCUUUAAUAUAAACAUAUCAACAAUUUAUGUACAGUACUUGAUAUGCGGCAGGCUUAGAACAUUUUGUGUACAAUUAUAUGCAAAAUCCAUAUAAGCAUUUUCCUCUAGUCGAAUAUUAUUUUCUUGUGAUUUAUUUGUACCUGAUUUUUUAUAUACAAUUAAAAUUAUCUUAAUUUAUAA